GCCCCUCUCGACCACGUUCGUACCGUACAUAUCAAUACCUGGAUCGAUAUGGCGUAAAGAACAUUGCCCUAUUCCAGAAAUGCCUGGCCGAUCAAUCCUCGAGCAGCCGACGUCUCAGCGAGUACCCUGACCUGAGCCAAUAUGUUCAUCCUGACCACCAUCUCAGAUCUCGUGCAGAUCCCUCCUCAUGCGUUCAAAGAUAAUCAAAUCACUCGAAAUGAUCUCGAGGACAGGAUCAAUGAGAAAUACUCUAACAGGGUAAUUCCCAAAGUUGGACUGUGUAUAUGUAUGUACGAUCUGCUCAAGGCGUCUGAUGGGUUGAUUGGCAAUGGAAAUGGCAACGUCAAUGUCAACGUGGAAUUUCGCAUGAUGGUGUUUCGACCGUUCAAAGGCGAGGUCAUUACAGGGAUUGUGCACAAAUGUACACCCAAAGGUAUCUACGUGACGACACAAUUCUUUGAAAACAUCUUUGUACCUUCGGGCAUGUUGUUUGAGGAUUGUCAAUAUAAUGAGGCCGAGAAGGUGUGGGUGUGGAAAACUGAAGGCGAGGAAUUCUUUUUCGAUCCCAGUGUGAUUGUCAAUGUUCGAGUCGAAGCUGAGAAAUGGCCGACCCUGAUACAGAAGAACUCGAGUAUUAAAGACUCGGAUGAAGAAGACGAGACCUUGAACACUUCAUAUUCAAUUCAGGCUGCGAUGGAUCAGGCUGGACUAGGUGGCGUUGAAUGGUGGUGAGUAGGGCGUGUUACCUCUAUCACCACCUGGACCAUCCAAAGCUGGAAUUAUGAUUGAAUCAAACAUGUCUAUGAACAUGACUGGAGUAAUUCCUCUACCAACGUGAAAAGUGUUAUCCGUGGCUAAGCGGGGUGGAUAUGUAUCAAAUCACCAAGCCCAGAGAUGUAACAAAGGAUCAAAAAUGCAUAGAAGGUGUCAUUGAUUGA
This is a messenger RNA of Exophiala mesophila, 938 nucleotides long. RefSeq names its product DNA-directed RNA polymerase. The transcript has 5 exons. Gene Ontology annotation, cellular component: RNA polymerase III complex. The record is from RefSeq and is a predicted model, not a curated record. NCBI's taxonomy places the organism in Eukaryota, Fungi, Ascomycota, Eurotiomycetes, Chaetothyriales, Herpotrichiellaceae. The coding region runs from base 142 to 732 and encodes 196 amino acids. Gene Ontology annotation, biological process: DNA-templated transcription; transcription initiation at RNA polymerase III promoter.